Messenger RNA from Aspergillus clavatus NRRL 1, 777 nucleotides. RefSeq names its product TIP41 family protein. Gene Ontology annotation, biological process: TOR signaling. The record is from RefSeq and is a predicted model, not a curated record. Gene Ontology annotation, cellular component: cytosol. The coding region runs from base 1 to 777 and encodes 258 amino acids. NCBI's taxonomy places the organism in Eukaryota, Fungi, Ascomycota, Eurotiomycetes, Eurotiales, Aspergillaceae. The transcript has 2 exons.
AUGAUGGCUUCUCGCCCUACCCCCGGCCCUUCAUGCGCAAUGAAUACUUCCACAGUCUCUCCCGGCUCUCAGAUGCCCAAUAUGAUCUCAGUGGAGGGUUUCCGAAUAAGAACACAGAAAUUGCCCAUCUUGAAAGCUGAGCCGAUCGAGGAGAUGUCGAGAAGACUGGGUAUCGCGCCACCCGAAAUGAUAUUUGGUGACAAUCAGAUUACCAUUGAGUAUGAGAAGAAGGAUUGGGGAAUCACAUUCAACGCAUUUGAUGCACUGGAUCGGGUCGACAAAACGGGCGCAUCGAUGCUCAAAGUUGCGCACUCAAAAGAAUGGCAAAAGAGCAGAGAGAAAACCCAUGAAGGUAUCAAGGAAGUUGUCAAGCCAUUCGAUUGGUCCUACAGCACAGAUUACAUGGGUACUAUCCAUGCCGACAGUCGACCCUUUGAGCCCACAACAAAACCCAUACCUAUUGAACUACUGAAGCGUCCAGAUCCUAUACUGUUCUUCGAUGAAGUUGUACUUUAUGAAGACGAACUUGCCGACAAUGGCAUUGCGAUAUUGUCCUGCAAAAUCCGUGUGAUGCCCAACAGACUACUCUUGCUCUCGAGGUUUUUCAUGAGACUAGAUAAUGUGUUGAUUCGUCUUCGAGAUACGAGAGUCUACAUCGACUUUGAGACUAAGGAAGUGAUUAGAGAAUAUCUGUCCAGGGAGUGCGAUUAUGAGACGGUUCGACAGGUAAUUCCGGACCCAAACAGCUGUCCCUUUCGUGUGAGAGCGGCUCGUUAA